AUGACCGAGCAAGCACUUCCAGAACUCCCCCUCCCCUUUGGCACUCCAGUCCGCAUUCUAGUUCACACCACAACGGGACUCGUCCCCAAAGACCUGGGCCUGGCCGACAAUGUAUGGGGCGAUAAGAACACAUCUAUGCUGGACCGCAUCUCGCGACACCACUGGAACCUGGCGUACCAGUCGCUUAACCUCACCGAAAUCCGAUUUUAUAACCACAACUGUGACUACGGGUAUGAUGACCGGCGCUGCUUCUUCGGGGUCGAUCACGGCACUACGUCGAAUGAUGAGGAAGUGCCUAUCUUGUGCUGGGAGUGGACUGGAGAGAAAUUAGACGUGUGCGUGCAACGGAAGGAGUUGUCCAUCCGAAGUCGGGUAAAAGAUGGACUCCGCAAAGCAAAGAAGAUUCCCGAGGAUGAGCUGAUGUUCAUGCUGGAGCAUCCCCACGAUAUGCAGUGGUUGGCAGAUAAUAUGAUGCCGCGGUUCUGGCCGAAGUUUCUGGCGCAGGCGAAGAGGCUGCCGAGGAAGAAACGAGAGGCUACGGUUUUAUGGAAGAUUGGGAAGUGGAAUUCGCUUGGUACCCCAAACUCCCACCUCAUCCAAUCCCCCGAAAUCCAAGCCGAGCUAAAAGCAGUCCCAUUCACGCCACGACCACGCGCCACCGACCCGUGGGAGGAAGUCCUGCGCAAGCAGCAGCAGCCCACCCCGACUCGACAGAUCGUGCGACGAAGACUCCGCAAGGCGCAGAAGAUCCCGACGAGGAGCUCGAGUACAUGCAGAGCGACCCGAGGAUAUGGAGUGGUUGGAGUGGAAGGUGAAGCCGCGGUUCUGGGCGUCGUUUUUGGCGCAGAUUGA
Molecule: messenger RNA, 852 nt
Organism: Aspergillus affinis
Lineage: Eukaryota; Fungi; Ascomycota; Eurotiomycetes; Eurotiales; Aspergillaceae
Exons: 3
Coding region: 1-852 (283 amino acids)
Source: RefSeq, a predicted model, not a curated record